Molecule: messenger RNA, 1317 nt
Organism: Recurvomyces mirabilis
Lineage: Eukaryota; Fungi; Ascomycota; Dothideomycetes; Mycosphaerellales; Teratosphaeriaceae
Exons: 2
Coding region: 1-1317 (438 amino acids)
Molecular function (GO): protein binding
Source: RefSeq, a predicted model, not a curated record
AUGGCAGAAGUAGCAGCGGCAGCAUGGGCUGUAGAAGAAGCUAUUACGACGACCGUUCAAGUCGGUGUCGGGGCGUACAUGGUGUCGAAGCCUACGAUGCCACUACAUGCGACCUUUACACAAAUAGCAACUUCAUCAGAUGAUGAGACCAAGCUCUCUCUCUGCCGCUCAGGACACUCAUUGACAGUAGUCGGCAACAAAGCGUACAUUUUCGGUGGCCAAACUGCUGCCAACAAACUCGCCAGCACCGACGUUCAUGCUAUAACCCUGACGUCCGACAAGAGCAGUCCAGACUACUCUGUCAUACCUGCGAUCGCCGACACCGGAAGUACUCACAUUCCAUCUCCACGACAGAAGCAUGCAGCAUGCAGCUUCAAUAUCUGCGUUGCGGUAUUCGGUGGUGUAGAUGAGUCUGGUGAAGUGAUUGAUGAGCAGCAUAUCUGGCUCUUCAAUACCGCCAAGCCAGCCUGGGAGACAUUGCAACCGAAAGACACUAGUGCGCCCGCGCCUUCUUCUCGGAACGAAGCUCAGUUGUUCAACCAUCAGAACAAUCUGGUCUUGUUCGGCGGCAGGAGUAAGACUGGAGAAACUUUGAAGGACGUCUGGCUCUUCAAUUACGUACACUCAUCUUGGAGCCAAUUGGCAGACGCACCAGUAUUCUCGUCUUCAGCAGCGGUGAUCAACGGAAUGCUCCAUGUGAUAGCCAACGGCGACAAAAUGGGCAGUGACCUGCUUCUCCUCGAACUCCCACCAAAGGACAAACCCCUGGCAGAAGUCGAGCAAAAGAGCUGGCAUACCGUUCCCUUCCCAACGAAUCCACUAACACCCGGUCCCCAACCACGAGUAGGGGCCGGUCUCAUCCCAGUAAGCACGGGACACGGUCGCAACUACCUCCUCUACCUCUUCGGCGCACAUCCACCCCCCUCAAACACCGAUACCACCAAAGAAGCCAUUCCAUCUGGAGGAGAACAACUCUACCAUUCCGAUAUCUGGACCUACCAACUCCCUUCCACCGCCCACUCCGCCAAACUAACCACAACCAUCUCCGAAGCCAUCAAACCCGCCAAGAUCAAGGACUCGAUAAGGAGUGCCCUUGGCUACGACACAGGUGGGCAUAGCUGGGCGGAAACGGAAGUCCUACUGCCGCCGGCGGAUCUGGACGCACCGCAAGGUGGUAGUUCGGGGAAGGUGCAUCCGGGACCUAGAGGAUUCUUCGGGUGCGAUGUUAUGGAGGAUGGGAAGGGGAUCGUGGUUUGGGGUGGUAUCAAUGCUAAGGGUGAGAGGGAGGGUGAUGGUUGGGUGAUUGGGUUGUCGUAG